Molecule: messenger RNA, 4752 nt
Organism: Amphibalanus amphitrite
Lineage: Eukaryota; Metazoa; Arthropoda; Thecostraca; Balanomorpha; Balanidae
Exons: 3
Coding region: 579-2363 (594 amino acids)
Source: RefSeq, a predicted model, not a curated record
CGCUCCAGGCAUCUCCUAACCACUCCAACAAUCGGAAGUCUCCUCCGCCUCUGCUAAUGUUUAGAGCGGCUGGCGUGCGCCUCGAUUAGCGCCUGUUUAAUGAGGGAUCCGGGGGAGGGCGACGCUCGUCAGCGGGCGCGCGGAGCCCGCGGCGGCGGCGGCGACGCGUGCGGACGCCCUCGCGCUGUUUCCUUUCACUGCGCUCACGGCGUCUUUGGCGCACUUGCGGCGGCCGACGGAGGAAAGUGAGGCGCCGCGCCGCCGCCGCAGUCGGCUCGCGGACAGCGACGGAUGCGGCGCGGAUGCGGCAGCGCGCAGCGCAUGGCAAUGUGCACGUGAGGUCGACACGAGUGGCUACGGACACGGGGACUGGAGUGCGGUACUGGGAGAGCGAGUUGGACAAACGAGGAGUGUGCUAACAGAGUGGACAUGUAGGGGAGAGGCAAGAGCUGAUACGAGUCGAAGAAACUCAUAAGUGCUGGACAGAAAUAAGUGAGACACUGGAGAUCACGAGGUGACAGCUAGUGAAGCGAAGGCAAGGAAAGGAUCUACAUAAAACAGAAUCUUACGGACUCAAGAUGUCGAACGUGACAAUAGUUCGCAUCAGCGGAGGGCCAGAAAGUCUGCCUGCCGGCGUGGGACCGACCCCUGCCCGCGCUCCCAGCCCCCGCUCGGAGUCGGGGGACGCCUCUCUGGUGACCUUCGCCAGCGGUCGGGUCACGCUAAAGGUCGACGGCAGCGGGUCACCGGAUCUGCCGCGGCGACCGCAGCGCACACGACGCCGCACUCAGCUGGUUCACCACCGCGACCGCCACCUGCGGCAAGAGGCCAAGGUAGUGCGGUAUCUGCCCUCUCCGAAAGCAGCGCCCCUGCCCCGGCGCAGCUCGUCGACCAGUGACGCCGCCACCUGCACCUCAACUUCCGAUAUCGAGGCCGACGCCGACGCCAGUCCGGCUCCCUCGUCGGCAGCGUCGAGCUAUAGCGAGCGGAGCGGUGUCGAGUCGGUGCCGCCUCCUCCGACCGGCCUCCACUACCGGCUGUCACUGGCAGAACAAUACCAGAAUCAGCUGUUCGCUGAGCCCAGCUACGUCAUCAGCGCACCGGCGGCAUUCGCCGGCGACUGGGCGACGAGCAGCGACGCACACGACUCUGGCCUGGAAGGGUCAGAAAGCGAGGCGACACCGCGCUCGAACAGAGAGAGCUGCGCUAAGGCAGCGGCCCGUGACCGCGCCCGGGAGCCGCAGCGGUCCGAUGACGUCACAGACGGCGGCUCGGAGCGGGUCGCCGUCUCGGAACAGAGCGAGUCGCGCGCGGAGCGGGCGGGCGAGAGGUGCGGCGCCAGUGACGGAGGAGACUCGGAGGCGUGCGCCGCCGCUGCAACUGAGGAGGAUUCCGGUGAAUCAUUUACGGUCAUCUCUGAAGAGUCGGGCUACUGCUACAUUCCCGCUAAAGAGCAGCGGGAGUGCAGCCAGGAGUUCCUCAUUGUAGUCAGCGAGCGCGUCUCGCCGGCUGACUUUGUUUCCUCUGAGGAAGAACAAGAGGAAGAGCCUGCUAUCCCAGAGAGUCCGACAGCGACUCGCAAAGUUUCAGCAGCUACCACAGUCGACAAACACUUCUACUUCGGAGAGGAAGUUGAGAGAGCCAGCAGCGAGGGAGGCAGCAGCCAGGGCGAUUGUCCGCCUCCCGAAGUGGAAGUGCCCUCCGCUCUGACGGUACACAACGUGCGCCGACUGGAAAAACUACAGGCUCGCUCGGCGCUGCCCGACUCGUUCCUCGCCUUCAAACAGGCUCUUCUCGAGAGCGGAGACAUGAGUGGACUCCGCAAGGCAGACCUGUACACCGUGCUGGGCGGCACGGUGCGGGGCUACCCGGCCAGUUGGGACGACCUCGGAUCAAAGUUUGAGGAGCCCGACAACCGCUCGGAGGAGCCUCCAGCUCCGGACACCGACUCACGCGCGGGCGUCUCGAUCGACGCAUGGACGGUGGACCGACGGGGACGGUACCGGGCAGCGGGGAAGCCCUCCGGCUCGCGCCGCGCCGCCGCCACUGCGCUGGCCGCGCUCGGCACCGACUCUGACGGCUGGUACCCGCUCUGUGUGCGCUGCGAGGACACGGUGUACCCGCAGGACGGCGUGCGGCCCACCGCCGACUCGGUCUACCACGUGGCGUGCCUGCGCUGCGCCAGCUGCGAGCGCGCACUGGACAGAGAGGAGGUGCACGCCGCCGGUCGGCUGCUCUUCUGCGGCCUCCACGCUCCGGCGGAGGCCGCUGUCUGCCAGCCGGGACACCGGGUCGGCUCCCGACACGGCAGCUGCGCAUCGUCAGUAGACGGACAGCAGGUGUCGACUAGAGCGGCGCAGUAGUUCCGGCCACCGCCGCCAGGGUGUCGCGGUGACCUGAAGCCGGCGGCCAACUGCAUGCUGCUCUGGCCGCGAGCUCUGACGAGAGUGCGUCCGGGGCGACAGGGGAGGUCACGUCUGUCUAUCAGGGAAGGGCUGGAGAGUGAGGGACAUGUGCCGCGCGACAGGUGAACAAACCACGAGAGACUGUCACAGUCACAUGUCCUUCGGACUGAAAGAUGGCGAGGCCAUGAUUGUCAGCGCUCGUGAUCCACCCUUUGUCAUAAAAUCGGUGAUGGGGCCCGAUUUUAAACAUCACAGCCCGCUGAGGCAAUCGGCACGGACGAUACGGACUACUCUGAAGCAAUCAUUACGGACGAUAUCACGGCCUGUGAGGCAAUCGGCGGUGUCCGGAACCGUUCCGGCCGGGUGGCUCGGCGGACACGGCUCCUGGGCGCGACGGUGUCGGUACGGCGGUGGUCUGGGCCACCGCGUCAGCGCCGUGGUGGUCCAGAGCCCACCAGGUUGGACGGAUCACUCACUGAGAGACUACACCGACUGAGAGAAACACCGAGCUAGCGGUGAGGGCGUGUGCUCUGUCGAAGUAUAUGGAAACGUGAGAUAUUAUAACUUCGUCAGGUUGCUGAGUGAAAAAUAGACGGUGCUAUUGAGGUCAAAAUGUAAACUGUUUUGAGGACCGAUGGAUCGUCACAACGAGUGUAUCAUCGAAAAGUGAUUAUGAAUGCUGAUAUAAUUGAUGUUGGACUGGACGACAUUUAUGAAGUUUCACAGAGAAAAUGGCAGAUGGCUAGAUCCUGAUCGUCUAUUUAGAGGCCCUGAUUGUACAGUAUUAGCAGUUGGGAUACGCAUGGUGUUACAGUACGAGUGCUUUCUAUUCCUUGGUAGCGUUAGUUCCUGAAACGGGGGAGAGCAAUGUGUACUUAUGAAAAUGUAGCGCUAUCCCGGCGGAUGAUUUGUUUGCAACUAUGUAUCAGCUUUCACCGUCUGAGAAGGGCCACUUGCAACUCAAACAUUUACAUAAUUCCGAACACCAAAAGUAGAAACACUGCAGCGUGGCACGUUACGGUACUACUGUUUAAUUUGGCGAAGUCUGGAAUACACUAUGUAAUUGCAUAAUGUGUACCAAGUGCACUUACUAACACACAGCGGCUCUUUGAGUGAUGUGUGCUACACGGCAACAGCUUAGAGGGAUAACAUGUGCUGCUGUACCUACCUAACUACCCAUAUGGUGUCAUGUUUUGUCACAAUACUGAGGACUGGACUGUUGUCUUUUUAUGAAGCUUCAGUUUUCAGUAAGUUGUCAACGGAAUGUGAGCGCUGAGCGAACUGAGGUGCCUUUAGCGAUGAAGUUUCCCAACACACCGUGUUUGUGUUACACUGAGAAUAUGGACAAGGUCUGAAUGCUCAAUUAAGUGUCGAUUAUCGGAAUUAUUUUUCAUGAGUCAAGAGAACGGUUGUCAAUGGGAGCAAUGAGCCUGACACUAGGAAUCAGAGGCCCUCACUGCAGCGUCACGUCAGCAGAGGAUAGGCUUGAGCACUGCAGUGGGCAUUUCCUUUCCUCUGUAUCUUUUAUUGCCAAUUGUUUUAUUUAGGUAAGGCUGUCGGUAAAAAGAAUACAACAAAUUAAAAUAGGCAUAAGAAAUAGUUUUAAUAUUACCAAACUAAAUAGCCUUCGCCCAUAUCUUACUUUCUAUGUGAUUUAAGCGAUUGAACGCAAACAAAACAUGUCGUUAUGCGCCAAACUCCAUAUAGAAGCGGACAUUGGGGUUCAGAUUGUUAUUAUGAGUAAAAUAUAAGUCAUUUUCUUCAUUAAACGGUUGUUUCUCUAUGCGGCGAUCAUUUAUGAAGCACGCCACACUUAGUUACCAACGAGCGAUAUCAUAAUAGCUCCAUUUUUGGCAGUAUACUGGCUGCGGCCGAGUGCGACGGUGGCGCCGACUAUCGGCUACUCGUGCAACUAGGCCUCGCGGUGGCUCCGGCGGCCAAACUUCAGAUGAAAACGUCCCUGUGUGGAGACUUAACGAUAAACUGAAAAAUGCGAUAUAAUGCAAUUAAAUUCAGUAAUAUGCGUUUACCCUGACGUAUUUUUUACCAAUAUUCGGGGAGAAUUGGCACCGGGAUUUGGCAGGAGAAGAUAAAAUGUUUAUGAACAUUCCAAAUUGUAUUAUACCUACAUUGCAUUGUCAAAAUAUGUCUCAAUAUAUGCGAGACGUCAUGCUGUUUGCCGUAGUAUAGCGAAAUUGUUUCAUGAAAGACUCAAUACAAAUAUAACGGGAGUGAUGUAUCUUAAUUUCAUUUGGUGGUGCAAAUAUUUUUUUCUUCCAUGUCCCGAUCCCGGGUCGAAUUUUUCUCUCCUAUGGAUAAAAAGUGCAGAGAUGUGUUGCUCAGUUAG